CACUUAAAUGCCCAAUACGUAUUGGUAGGGGAUGAUUUUCGCUUUGGCCGCAAUCGCACGGGUGACUACGCCAUGCUGGACCAAGCGGGAGUAUCCUUGGGGUUUGACGUAGCCCGCAUGCAAAGCUACGAGGUGCAUGGCUUGCGCGUCUCUAGCUCAGAAGUGCGUCUGGCCUUACAGCAAGGCCGUAUGGCCGACGCUGCCGCCUUGUUGGGACGACCCUACAGUAUCUCGGGGCAUGUAUUGCACGGCGCCAAGUUGGGGCGCACACUUGGGCAAACCCCUGAGCGGCCUUUGGGCUUUUCCACGCUCAAUCUCGCCUUU
Molecule: messenger RNA, 324 nt
Organism: Darwinula stevensoni
Lineage: Eukaryota; Metazoa; Arthropoda; Ostracoda; Podocopida; Darwinulidae
Source: the annotation of a GenBank genome assembly